AUGACAUUCCAUAGACCGAUCACCUUCUUCUUUCUCCUCCACGACAUUGCCCCGCUCUUCGACCUCCGUCGUCCCGAAAUCAACAACUCCUUGCCGCCUUCCAAAAUGUCCUCCCGAUGGGACGUGGAGCCACCCUCCGCCACCGACUCCCCUCGGCAGCUCCCCUCCCAAUCUCAACCCAACCCGACCGCAUCCGAAAAGCCAUCGACACUGUUCCGCUCGCGCAGAAGGCCCACCAAGAAGCGGCGGCGCGCGCUUUCCGACGUUCUGGAACAACCUACCUCCGCACCCAAAUUUACCCCAGCAUCUCUCCCACACCCCCCGAAAACCCCCCAAGCACUAGCAAAACCGCCUCCCCGCGUCCCCGCCAGGCCCGAGAAGCAAAUCUCGGCCUCAACGCCUCCUACCCGCCGCUCUAGAUGGGACGCAAUCGACGAACGCUACCACAAAGCUGCUGCCCUCCCCUCCACGAGUUUCACCCCUUCCUCCUACGGCAGAGCCAGCACUCCGUUCUCCUCAACCACCCCCACCGAUGCCGCACAAUCUUCUGCUCCCGACGACGCAGGUUACAAAGCAUAUGAGCAGGAGCAGGACCGCGCCGAACGCGAGUGGUAUUUAGGCGAGUACUCUGACCGUACGCUGCCCGUCGCUGACGAAGCAGCCGUCGCAGAGCGUCAGUCGCGACGGCUUACGGCCAAAGCAGCCGCGAGAAACGCUGAUGCCGUACGGUGGGAAGAGCGCCAGAUGGGUUUCGCCCUUUACGCAAACGUGAAACGCUCUGCUAUGAGUGCAGAUAUUUCGGAUGAUGCGGCGCCCAGAGUGGCGUUACUAGUGAAGGAGCUUGUGCCCAAUUUUUUGAGGAGGGAAACAAUAGUCAAUGAGAAAGCGGUCCUCGCGAUGGGAGGGAAGGGGAACGCGGUUAUUGGGCAGGAUGUUGUAUUGCCAGUGAAAGACCCCACGAGUAAUAUGGCGAUUAUUGCCCGGAAGGGGUCGCAGACAGUGGAGCAUUAUCGGGAAACGAGAGAGCGGGGCAAGGCGCGUACGAAAUAUUGGGAGCUUGAAGGUGCGACUGGGGCCAAGGAUAAGGAGCAUGCAGAGAUGGAUGCGGAGAAAGACGCGAGGAUAGCUGCUGCCAUUGCGGCGCCAGAGGACUGGAAGAAGGAUAUGAAGUUUUCGACGGCGUUGAAGCGGCAGAAGAACCCAUCGAGUAAUGACGGUGCUGAUGCGACCUUGAAUACUGCAGAGUCUGUUGCGAUCACUAGAAGAUCUUUGCCCGUUUAUUCUGUAAAGAAUCAGCUGAUGAACAUCAUCCGUGAGCAUCAGAUUUGUGUUAUCGUGGGGGAGACAGGGUCUGGAAAGACUACACAGCUGACCCAGUAUCUUGAAGAGGAAGGAUACGCUCGUUUCGGCAUUAUCGGUUGUACGCAACCGAGGAGAGUUGCCGCCGUAUCUGUUGCGCAGCGGGUCUCAGAGGAAUUUCAUGGCGGGUCGGAACUGGGGCAACAAGUUGGAUAUACCAUUCGCUUCGAGGAUUCGACGAGCGAAAAGACGGUUAUCAAAUACAUGACAGAUGGCAUAUUGCUACGGGAGAGCCUAGGCGACCCAGAGCUAGAGCGAUAUUCGGUCAUCAUUAUGGAUGAAGCUCAUGAGCGAAGUCUCAAUACUGACGUUCUCUUCGGUGUGCUGAGAGGUGUUGUGACCAGGCGUCAAGAUCUCAAGGUCAUCAUUACAAGCGCAACCCUGAAUGCGGAAAAGUUCGCUAACUUCUUCGGUGCCGCCCCAAUCUUCAAAAUACCUGGGCGAACAUUUCCAGUAGAUACCUUCUUUUCUAAGACCCCGAUCGAAGACUAUGUGGAUGGCGCCGUCUGGCAGGCAAUUCAGAUACACAUUCAAGCCCCACUCCCAGGUGACAUUCUCAUUUUCAUGACGGGGCAAGAAGACAUCGAAACGACAUGUGAGGCAUUAGCUGAGAAGAUUGGGAGGCUUGAGAAGCCGAGGCCGUUGUUGAUUUUGCCGAUUUACUCGCAGUUGGCAGCUGAUCUCCAAGCCAAGAUAUUCGAGCCUGCGCCGGAGGGAUACAGGAAAGUUGUUGUUGCUACGAAUAUCGCCGAAACCAGUUUAACUAUUAAUGGUAUUCACUACGUUAUAGAUUCUGGAUACUGCAAAUUGAAGACAUACAAUCCCAGACUCGGUAUGGAUGCAUUGCUACUCUGUCCAGCAUCACAAUCAUCGGCAAACCAACGUUCAGGGAGGGCCGGUCGAACGGGACCUGGUAAAUGUUAUCGAUUGUUCACCAGCUCGGCAUACGUGACCGAAAUGCUGGACACAAAUGUACCAGAGAUUCAACGCACAAAUUUGAGUCACGUGGUAUUGCUUUUAAAAACUCUUGGAGUGAAAGACCUUCUCGACUUUCCUUUUUUGGAUCCUCCCCCCGCGGAGAACAUUUUAAAAUCCAUGCUCGGGUUAUGGCUCCUCGGAGCAUUUGACCUGGAUGGGAAUCUGACGAAGUUAGGUAGAAGAAUGGCUAUUUUCCCAUUGGACCCAGCACUAUCGAAUCUACUGUUUCGAGGAGAGGAGUUUGGGUGCCUUCUGGAGGCUGUCACAAUCGUUGCAAUGCUAUCAGUCCCGAACGUGUUCAUGCGGCCACAUGGGAGAGAAGAUGAGAGUGAUAGCGCUCGGGAAAAAUUCUUCGUGCCCGAAAGCGACCACCUAACACUGCUUCAUGUGUACCAACGCUGGCGAGCAGCCGGGUGCAGGACAGAUUGGUGCGCAAAGCACUACAUCAGCGGCAAGAGCAUGAGAAAAGCACGAGAGGUGCGAGAGCAGCUUUUGGAAAUCGUGCGAUCUGAAGGCAUGGCAGAAACCUCUACUGACGAAUGGGACUCGAUCCGCAGGGCUAUCGCGUCUGCCUUCUUCUAUCAAGCAGCUCGCAGAAAAGGUAUCGGUGAAUACAUCAAUAUUCGAUCUGGUGUGGUAUGCGGGUUGCAUCCCACAUCUGCAUUGUACGGCACAGGUCUGAGCCCGGAUUAUGUGGUUUACCACGAAUUAAUAAUGACAAGAAAGGAGUACAUGAGUUGCGUGACAGCUGUUGAUCCACAUUGGCUUGCCGAGGCAGGUCCCGCUCUAUACAUACUCAAACAGGCUGGUGAGGAAGGAGUUCAAGCUGCAAAACGCUUGCGCGAGCGACGCGCAAAAAUUGAAGAUCAAAUGCGUUUGUCAAGCCAAGAAACACUUGAGUCCAAGGUUCCCAGCGAAUCAGGAAAGUAG
Messenger RNA from Chondrus crispus (carragheen), 3267 nucleotides. RefSeq lists its product as hypothetical. Gene Ontology annotation, molecular function: ATP binding; RNA binding. Gene Ontology annotation, biological process: mRNA splicing, via spliceosome. The coding region runs from base 1 to 3267 and encodes 1088 amino acids. Lineage: Eukaryota; Rhodophyta; Florideophyceae; Gigartinales; Gigartinaceae. The record is from RefSeq and is a predicted model, not a curated record. Gene Ontology annotation, cellular component: spliceosomal complex; intracellular anatomical structure. The transcript has a single exon.